GAAAUUCCGUCUAUGGAACGACGUAAAACUUCCCAUCUAUGGCACGAUGUAAAACCCGCCUUCGACAAGUCUCAUUGGCAACCAAUUUGCUACUGGAAGUGUUCUGCACGACCUAUGAAAAACGCGUCCUGGGUCGAGCCGGGAAUAUUCAACCAUUCAACUGUUCUGCUGUUAUAUUCUAGUCAUGUUCUCUGAACAGACUUCGACAAUCAUUACUGGCAACCAAUUUGCUACUGGAAGUGUUCUGCACGACCUAUGAAAAACGUAUCCUGGGCCGAGCCAGUGGAUGUCAAAUCUUCUUUUCAUUACAUCUCAGUCACUUUCUCCAGAUAUACUCCGACACGGCCACUUGGGUUCUGUUUAGAGUUUCAAACAAAUCCUCUAAACUACCUGAGGCUGAGGACCAGUCCGUUCAAUUUGACAUAGUUCUUCUGUUUUUCAUCAAUCUUCAUCAAUCAUUCUUCAUUUACAUCACUUCGAGUUUAUUGUUCAACGGUAAUUUCACUUUAAUUGGCAAUAAAACUUGACACGCGGUGAGAAACCCACGUCAAUCAUAAUGUCUUCGCUUGCAGGUGGAUCGGAGCCGCAGAAGCCAAGUGAAGGAACUUCGCAAGCUCAUUCCAAAACUCCACAGGACAAGAAAUUCCAGCACAACAAGCACCAGCACAACAAGCAACAGAACAAGAAGCCCAGAGACAGGACAAAGAAGCCAAGACAUCCGGCAGUGUUACUAAAGAGAAAGCUUAAAAACGAAGCUUUUUAUGCUAGAAAAGCUGCCGAAGCUGAAGCCAAAAGAAAGACGGAGGAAGAAGCUGAUGAACACCUAGUGGCUCAGAAUAAUAAUCCUGAUGAGAUGGACUUGGGUGAGCCUAAUACUAGUGAGCAUGCUGGAAACAAUACUCAAAUUAAGAACAAGCAACCGGAGAUAAUCGACCUUGUAUCCAGUGAUGACGAAAGCUUAGAGAUCAAGAAGGAACACCAACAGCCUUCCAGAGUUUCUACUUCUUCUGGUUUCGCGAAUCGCCUAGCGUCUUUACCUACAAAAUCGACGAAGUCCUCAGUCCUCUUACCUGGCAGACUCACUAAAUUUAUUCCCUUGACAAUCAUACCAGGAAAGCCUCCCAUCUUAGCUUCGUUCGCGUCACCAAGAGUUUCUUCUGCGAGUUCAUUAGCUAACACCAGGAGCUUGUCUUCUGGUAAACCAAAUCGACCUACUGUUGAAAUUGAUCAAUUACUUGGAAACCAAGCGAAAGGAGCAGCCUCAAACACUUUAUCUGGUCCAAUGUCCGCUUAUAGAACUAUUUAUGCACCUAUCAACCCCUUGAGUUUCAAAGCAAUCUCACAAUCUGCUCAAGAACUUUUCAAGCAUCGAAUUCUUGUCGAUGAAACUUUCGCUUGGGCUAACAACAGAUUCACGAAUGUUCCUACUCCCCUUGAGAUUGAUGAUAGCAUAAAGCAUGCUAUAGCAAAGAAAUAUAGGCAAUCAGACGACGAGUUCUACUGCAAGGCUUCUUACCUUGAAGAAAACGCAGAAAUGCUCCACAAGGUUGCGAUUAUCUUCGAAGUCAAUUCCGCACUAAAUGGUGAAUCUUGCCUUCAAACCAAGUUAGCUACACGUUCUCCACAACAUUUGAGAUGUGAAUUCAACUGCAAGUAUCCAUUUCUUCACCGACACGACAAAAAAUGGGUCAUGUAUUUUCAUGUUGCGAUUUAUUAUGGUGUACAACUACAUCUAAACCGACUCGAUAUCAACGAAGUAGCAUGGUUGCUCGAAAAUCUCAGCAUUUCGCACCUAUGCGGAACAGAACAUUGUCUCGUCGCUACACACUUGAUUCCCGAGAUAUUUAGUCAUAGUUGGGAUAGGAGAGCUUGUCACGAAAUCGAUUUUACAAAACCUUGUUAUCAUCUGCCAACUUGUCUUGUGGGUCAAAGAGUCAAUAAUCGCCUGAUUCAAUUCCGAGUUCCAGAUCCACGUCCUGAAACUUGGUUCAAUGUUUAUAAUGACGAUUAUUACGAGGCUCCUGAUGAAUUCAAAGACUUUCUUUAUCCUAUCAUUGAAGAUAUCCCAGAUAGAUGGUGGAAUCAUGCUCCUCAUUCCAUCGCUCAACAAGAUUCUCGUCCUGGUCCAGCCAUUCAACCAAAUUCUCGUCCCAAUCUCCAAGUAGCAGUACGAAGAACUGGACAUGCGGGUUUUGUUCCUGAUUCAGCCUUACACCAGCCAGAACAAGUAUCUCAACAUACAGGUUCCAUUCCUGGUCCCGUCAAUCAACAGUCAAGAGGCGUGGAUAUCGAAUUAAAUCUUGAGAGUGUUUUACGUCAUACCCAAAGUUAUGUUACCAUCAAACGUGAUGAAUAUGAGCAAAAUUUUGUAAUGUUCGAUGUUCGAGGAAAACGUUGGUCAACUUUUGAUGCUUUCAAUGCCGAUACAAAUAUCCUUCCCACGGCGGACUAUUUGCCUUACAAUUGCUUGAAGUGCAAGGAAAAUCCGUGGCAUUUGUCACGAAGAGCACUUGUAGCUCAUUAUAGAUCUGCGCACCAGUUCGAGCUGAUAUUCUCAAAGAAUAGCUUCUCCCAAGCCUCGACUAAUAUUCUUCCAUAUCGAUGUCAACUUUGCAAGAAUAUGUACUCCGAUAGAAAUGUUCUCAAGCAACAUGUUGUAUCUAAACAUUUCUGCGCAAAUGGCGAGAUUCGCAUGUGAUGUUAAGUAUAUUAUCAUCAAAGUCUUUCACUUCUAGCUCAUUCAAUUUUGGGCUGCAAUUUGCUGGUAUCUAAACGAGAAUGGACGACAAUGAACAAGAAGAUGAUGUGUGGUGGUUCUAGCUUUCAUGGUGUUUUCAUAUUCUUUCUCUUCUUUUGUAGCCCAUAGGGUUUAAAUUUCUUAGCUUUACUAUAACAAAUCAAAAAUACAAUGAGCUUGACCGGCA
This is a messenger RNA of Botrytis cinerea B05.10, 2924 nucleotides long. RefSeq lists its product as hypothetical. Bases 557 to 2698 code for a protein of 713 amino acids. The transcript is spliced from 6 exons. The record is from RefSeq and is a predicted model, not a curated record. Lineage: Eukaryota; Fungi; Ascomycota; Leotiomycetes; Helotiales; Sclerotiniaceae.